Messenger RNA from Drosophila willistoni, 740 nucleotides. RefSeq names its product peroxiredoxin-2. NCBI's taxonomy places the organism in Eukaryota, Metazoa, Arthropoda, Insecta, Diptera, Drosophilidae. Gene Ontology annotation, cellular component: cytosol. Gene Ontology annotation, biological process: response to oxidative stress; cell redox homeostasis; removal of superoxide radicals. Gene Ontology annotation, molecular function: thioredoxin peroxidase activity. The transcript has a single exon. The coding region runs from base 111 to 701 and encodes 196 amino acids. The record is from RefSeq and is a predicted model, not a curated record.
UUUAGUAUAGACUCUAGUCACUUGCUAGUGAAAACUUAUUCGAUACAGUUGUACAUUUAUAAUUUUGAAACUGUUUGAAAAGCAAAAAGUAAAACAAAUUUUUACACAAGAUGAAGAUGCUUAAUUUGCGCCAAUUGGCGCCAGAAUUCAAUUCGAUUGCUGCAGUUACUGGCGGUUUUCGGCCCUUAACUCUAACCGAAUUUCGUGGUCGUUAUGUGGUGUUGCUUUUCUAUCCGGCGGACUUUUCAUUUGUUUGCCCCACCGAACUGCAUGCGUUCAGCGAUCGGGCACAGGAGUUCCGGAAUGUUGGUUGCGACAUCAUUGCCUGUUCGACCGACAGUCAUUAUGUGCACUGCGCCUGGAUGCAACAGUCACGCAAACAUGGAGGCCUCGGGGAAAUGGAUAUACCACUGCUGGCCGACAAAUCCAUGAAGAUAUCGAAGGACUACGGCGUGCUGGAUGAGUUGACGGGCCUGGCCAUGAGGGGACUCUUCAUUAUCGAUCGUGAGGGAAUGGUACGCCAGAUUACAAUCAACGAUGUUGGCGUUGGUCGCAAUGUGGAUGAGGCUCUGCGUCUGGUCCAGGCGUUCCAGUUCAGCGAUGAGUUCGGUGAAGUGUGUCCAGUCAAUUGGAGGCCCGGCUCCCCGACCAUGAAACCGAAUACAAGCGGCAAGGAUGAAUACUUUAAAAAUGCUCAAUAAAUGAAAUCACAUUUCCCAUGGAGUGCAAGCAAUCAUAAA